Pseudovirgaria hyperparasitica is the source of this 2640-nucleotide messenger RNA. RefSeq lists its product as uncharacterized. Gene Ontology annotation, molecular function: sequence-specific DNA binding; zinc ion binding; DNA-binding transcription factor activity, RNA polymerase II-specific. The transcript has 4 exons. Bases 268 to 2460 code for a protein of 730 amino acids. Lineage: Eukaryota; Fungi; Ascomycota; Dothideomycetes; Acrospermales; Acrospermaceae. The record is from RefSeq and is a predicted model, not a curated record. Gene Ontology annotation, biological process: positive regulation of transcription by RNA polymerase II; DNA-templated transcription.
UCCAUCAUCAUCAUCACACAACACUGACCACGCAUUCCUCUAACAGAACAGUGCGAGCGACAUCGGACAAUUGGAGCUGAAUCUUCAGUCUCUUAGAUGACGCGUCUGGAACACAAAUCUCAAAGAAACGUGGUGAAUAUCAUCUCUCAGAUGCAAGCACCACUUUCUUCGUUUCAUCACAUAGCUCUGAGGCAUUUAUAAAAAGUCUCACGUCGAUUAAACAUCAUAUUUUGCCAAGAACAGAGCGGUGCUUAUCCGACUAAUGAGAUGCAAAGCCCACCAGCCCAGGUUCGAAAGAAGACGGCCCGCAUCCGCCUGUCAUGUCUUCGGUGUCAAAAACGCAAGAUACGGUGCGACGGCAUGCUUCCUGCCUGUGGAUCCUGCGCUCGGGUGGGUGCGAGCUGUGUGGAUGGAGAUCAUCUCCGUGGACGCGAUUAUCCGCGAGCUCUCAGGAACAGAGUUGCAUGGCUUGAGUCGUUACUGCAAUCUAAAGGGAUUGACCUGAGUCAGGCCCCGAGAGUCGAGGGUGAGACGGAAGAUGAGAUCAACUCGUCACAGCAGGCACAUUUGCCUUCGGAGCACAUAUCUCCAGGCUCUGUCGAUCAUGAAGAUCGGUCAGCCAUAGUAUCAGACAACGAUCCAAAAUUAGAGCCCCCUAAUAAAGCCCAAAGCAACGCUGAAGAUCUAACACAUCAAAUUGGGCUUGUCUCGCUAUCCAAUGGAUCAGAUCCUAAAUACAUAGGACCUUCUAGUGGAUUCUUCUUUGCACAGAUGAUGCUCGCCUCGCUGGGCCAUUCUUUCCACAAGAAUCGAGUUGAUGAAAGUGCUGGCUCUGGCGAAUCUCGGGCUGAGGAUAUGUAUGGUGGCAGCUUCGGACUCGACUUACCCGUGCAGCUGCCGCCUAGUAUGGCGCAAAUUGCCCAAAUCUCAAAUACAUAUUUUGAAGUGGUACACAUACAAUGGCCGUUCCUCCAUAGACCAACCUUUGUGGAACGUGCGAAUAACGCGCUCUUGGAUGAAAGCAAAGAUCCCGCUGCUACGUUCGAGACAUACAUGGUCCUGGCUAUAUCCUCGCUGAUACUCACGAAAAGAAUGCGCAUAAGCCUACCCACAACAGGGUACUUUCUGAAAGCAAUGAAGCUCUUUAACCUCAUCAAAGUCGAAGGCUCUAUACAGGGUCUUCAAUGCUUGCUGUUACUGCAGAUAUACACCCUGUAUAACCCUUCUGCGCAGAUGAACAGCUGGUAUCUCAAUUACCAGUGUAUUGCUGCGGCCGUGGAUCUCGGUUUGCAAAGAAAUAUAAAGAAUCACGAGACUCUACCACGUCUGGUUACUCAGAUGAGGAGAAGGAUCUUCUGGUGUGUGUAUUGCUUCGAUAGGACGCUUGGUACUAUGGCCGGACGCCCAAUCGGCCUUCGAGACGAAGCUUUUGAUGUUCCCCUUCCAGACGAUGUUGACGAUGAAGAAAUGUCAGGAGACUCAUCAACAGGAGUUCCAACCGGCGGGCAAACAAGUUCUCACAUGUCCACGGCCAUUCACCUCUUCAAGCUUGCAAGACUAAACUCAGAGAUGAAAUAUGUGCUUCAUAGCAUAUCAAGAGAGCCAAUCGCCUUUGCUCUACCAAACAUCCCCGAUAUACACGCAUGGCAGGACUCAAUGAUACAACGCUUACAACAAUGGCGACUCGAGACGCCCGAAAUUCCAUACACGAAAUCACUCUGCGAACUCAACUAUCACACCAUGAUGCAAGUUCUCCUCCGACCAACACCUGCGAUUCCACGUCCCAAGCCGGCCGCACUCGAAACCUGUUAUGUGAGCGCCGUAUCCGCGAUCCGCUUGCUGAAUUCCCAAUACCGCAAUGACUCCAUCAUAUAUCAAUCCUCAACGCUCCAUUCAAUCGUCCUUUCUACCCUCACUAUGUUCUAUUGUAUCUGGGGCGUACCGAGCAUUGCGGAUACCAUCAAGGUCGACUCCGUAAUGACAGACGUCCGUUCGGCAAGCAAUAUGCUUGCCGCUGCAGGCGAGCAUUGGCCCGGCGCAAAGCGCAGCAGCGCCUUUCUCGAUGAGCUUGGCAGCAUCAUAGUACGCCGUCUCGUGGAUGGGAAAUCCAAGACAAAUGCAUCAACUUUGGACUCUUCGGCACCACAGCUAUCGCCUGCGGGAUCGGGUACAUCCAGCGAUACGUUUGGUACCCUGGGACAACCAGCAGUCAGUGCUCCCGAUCCAGACCAGGGCCAGCCGCCCUUCGAAGGAGAUCUGGGUCUAUACGGACAGGAGUGGCAAGCUCCCUCGAUGCUAUACGAUUGUGAUGCGUCGAUGGCCGGGUUUGGGGACCAGCUUGACUUCAGCUCUAUGUUUGAAGGCCAAGGCUUAUCGAAUUCCUCUUUCGACAAUCUCAUGGAGGGCAUGUUUGACUCUGACUGGAUGUCCAUGGCUACGAACUCUUAUAAUGGCUUGUGAGGCCUUUCGAAGACGUGAGAACGAUCAUCAUCCUGCAAGCAUAUUUUUCAUGAUAUAAGGCAUCAGUCUGUCAGUAAUACAAGCUACGCUAUGAUAGAGAGGCCCAUGUCCCCAAUUCCUAUCUCACGCAAGAGUCUCACGCUGAUAGAUUCGUACAACCACGUACAAAGAAGUGCAGCU